AUGUUGCGCCUUUCCGCCAUAGUCUACGUAUGCUCUGCACUAAGCCAUGUCCUUUCAACUCCCCUGGUACCCGCGCACCUUCCUAGUGCACCAGGACCAUACCUCCGAAAUGUACAUGCCGCCCCAGUAGCGGAAGGCGCACUACCACGACGAAUGCCGGAAUUCGUGCCGAAUUUCGAGCCGGAACAUGUCCAGGAAUACACAAUACAGAAAGACGGGACGAUCCGACAUCGUCAUCGUAAACUCCUUGGAGAAGAAUCUACGAUACCAGUUCCUCCACCAAGCGUUGCCAUGUACAACGACUAUGAUACUAGAAAGAUGACCCCCGACGAAGAACAGUGGGUCAAACACUUUGCCAAGACUCACAACCAGGGGAGGCCCUAUAGGCUUACCGGAGAGAACCAAUUUACUGAAAUCCCCAAAGAAAACUGCGAUCACGAUUACUUUUGUGGCAGAAUGAGAUUCUACGAUGGAGAGGACAAGCUGUUACACGACACUGGCUGCUGUCAUUGCAACGCAAGUUGCUUGUCUGUAAAGGAAGCCAAUGCUGCAGAAGUUGGGAUAGGCAUUGGUGUAUUCUUUGGGGCUAUCGCUGCGGUGUUUACUGUCAAUCGAUUAUGCAAGCGGCUCCGGGACAAAAUUGAAUCUGGCAUGAAAUCAACUGGGCAGUGUAUCACCGCACGUUAUCGGAAAAACCUCCAAUGCAGCUGGGUAGUGUUUCAGAAAAUCUCAUCUCAAGGAAUCAUACUCGGUAACACAAAUGACCCCGCUUAG
This is a messenger RNA of Puccinia graminis f. sp. tritici CRL 75-36-700-3, 774 nucleotides long. RefSeq lists its product as uncharacterized. The transcript has 2 exons. NCBI's taxonomy places the organism in Eukaryota, Fungi, Basidiomycota, Pucciniomycetes, Pucciniales, Pucciniaceae. The record is from RefSeq and is a predicted model, not a curated record. The coding region runs from base 1 to 774 and encodes 257 amino acids.